Erpetoichthys calabaricus (reedfish) is the source of this 3413-nucleotide messenger RNA. RefSeq lists its product as uncharacterized. NCBI's taxonomy places the organism in Eukaryota, Metazoa, Chordata, Cladistia, Polypteriformes, Polypteridae. The record is from RefSeq and is a predicted model, not a curated record. Gene Ontology annotation, cellular component: nucleus. Bases 134 to 2851 code for a protein of 905 amino acids. The transcript is spliced from 24 exons. Gene Ontology annotation, biological process: RNA processing. Gene Ontology annotation, molecular function: RNA binding.
GCUUUGAGGCUGAUUGGCGGACUGAGACGCUAACGCUGCGUAUGCUGUCAGUACGUGAAUGCCGUAGCUUCAACAUGGAGGUGUAGUAGCAGCAGUAUUUUCUGCUCGGAAUAUAUCUGAGCGAGAAAGCACAAUGGCAGAAAAAAAGACAAAAUCCUCAAGUACAAAAAGACCACUUAGCAAAAAGGAGCAGGAUGAGAUAAAGAAAAAGGAAGAGGAAGAAAAGGCAGCUGAAGUUUUUGAAGAGUUUGUAGCAUCCUUUGACGUUAAUGAGACAAACUCUGUGAAAACCUUUGUACGAGGUGGAAUUGUUAAUGCAACUAAAGAAGAAACUGCUGCAGAAAAUAAGAAGAAUAAGAUUUACCGCCCCACUACAAAAUUACCUUCAGUUCAGCAGAAUGUUACAUCACCAUCAUCUUCUGAGUCUAAAAAAGCUGUUAAUAAAAAGAAAACUGAGGAGAAAAAAAAGAGCAAUCUGGAGUUGUUUAAAGAGGAACUGAAACAGAUCCAGGAAGAGCGUGAAGAGAGAUUUAAGCGGAAAAAAUUAGGUGCAGAUCAGGGCAGCGUUGCGGAUGCUGAACUGCAGCUACCUUGCCGGUCAAUGUUGGAUGAUGAAUUGGGAGACCCUCAUACAACAAAUUUAUACAUUGGGAGCAUCAAUCCAAAGAUGAACGAAGAAAUGCUUUGUAAGGAAUUUGGGAAAUUUGGACCAUUAGCCAGUGUUAAAAUUAUGUGGCCUCGUACUGAUGAAGAGAGAGCAAGAGUAAAAAACCGUGGCUUUGUUGCAUUCAUGAACCGAAAAGAUGCAGAAAGAGCACUUCAAGCGCUUGAUGGAAAAGUUGUGAUGGGUUUUGAAAUGAAGUUAGGAUGGGGAAAAGCAGUCCGCAUCCCUCCUCACCCAUUGUAUGUUCCACCUAGUGUUCUGAAACAGACCACUCCACCCCCUCCGUCUGGUUUACCUUUUAAUGCCCAACCUAGAGAACGGUUCAGAAAUCAAGAUGUGCCAAAAUCAUUUAGAUCUAAAGAAGAUUUUGAGAAGACUCUGUCCGAAGCCGUAGUCAAAGUGAUUAUCCCAACAGAAAGGAAUCUUUUAAGUCUUAUACAUAGAACAAUAGAAUUUGUAGUACGUGAAGGUCCCUUGUUUGAAGCUAUGAUAAUGAACAAGGAAAAGGAAAAUCCAAAGUUCAGAUUCCUUUUUGAAAACCAGAGCCAAGAACAUGUAUAUUACCGUUGGAAAUUAUUCUCAAUUCUUCAGGGAGAACCCCCAAAUUCAUGGAGAACGAAAGAUUUCCGUAUGUUUAAAGGUGGAUCGAUAUGGCGUCCUCCUCUGUUAAAUCCUUAUCUCCAGUGUGAAGAAGAAGCUGCAGAGUCAUCAAGAUCUCCUUCUCAACAGGAAUAUGAAUUUAAAAGAGGCCACCUAAAACCUGGGCACAGAGAUAAGCUUGAAAAUAUUUUGAGAGGCCUGUUACCACGUAAAGAAGACAUAGGUGAUGCAAUGGUUUUUUGCUUGGAAAAGGCAGAAGCAGCAGAAGACAUUGUUGGAUGUAUUGCAGAGUCUUUAUCUAUUAUCCAAACUCCCCUACAGAAAAAGAUUGCAAGACUGUAUUUGGUUUCUGAUAUUUUAUACAACUCGUGUGCCAAAGUCGCCAACGCCUCUUAUUACAGAAAAUUCUUUGAAGCUAAACUUCCACAAAUUUUUACUGAUGUAAGUGAUGCAUAUAAGAAUAUUCGAGCCAGACUUCAAGCUGAGCAAUUUAAGCAAAAGAUAAUGUCUUGCUUCAGAGCCUGGGAAGACUGGGCCAUUUAUCCUGAGCCUUACCUUAUUCAGUUACAAAAUAUUUUCCUUGGGUUAGUCAAAGGAGAAGAUGACGUAUUACAAGGAUCUGUGAAUCAAGAUCUUGAUGGUGCUCCCCUUGAUGAUGUAGAUGGUAUUCCCCUGGAGAAUAUUGAUGGCUCUCCAAUGCAGGAUGGACCUUGGGAUGGAACUCCCUUAGAUGGUGCCCCUAUAGAUGACAUUGAUGGAGUACCAUUGUGUUCUGCAAUUGAUGACAUUGAUGGUUUGCCUUUUGAAGAUACACCAGUUUCCAUUAAGGAGAAACCCAUUGUAAAAGUUCCACUUUCAAAGUGGGAAGUUAUAGAAGAUCUGGACGAAAUUGAAGAAGCAAAUGUUGAAUCAAAGUGGGAUGUACUUGAAGAGCAAGAUUCAGAAGAAGAAAUUACAAGAAUAAAAGAAGAUAUAAAAGCUGAAAGUGAAGAAUCUGAAGCUGACAGUAGUGAUUCAGAUUCAUCAUACGAUAAAGAAGACCUAUUAGCAGGAAAGCCUCUUCAGCUCUUUUCAGAUGUUUCUGAAGGAAAACGAGCUAAGCUGCGUGAACUUGAAUUAAGGGUUAUGAAAUUUCAAGAUGAACUUGAUUCUGGAAAACGACCGAAAAAGGCAGGAAUGUCUGUACAGCAACAAAUUGAACACUACAGAAACAAGCUUUUACACAAGGAGUAUGAAAAGGAUGACUUAGAACGCAGGGAAAAGACUUCUCUGAAGUUUAAAGAGAGAAGCAAAAAAGAAGAAAAGAAGGAUAAAGACCGGCAAGAAGAGAAGCUGAAAAUCAAAGAAAAGGACAAAAGAAGAAGUAAGGAAUUAAAUCAAAACCUAGACAAGAAUAGGGGCAGGAGCAGAGACAAAGAAGACGAAAAAAUCAGGGAUCGCAGGCACCAUGGAGGCAACUGUGCAUCACCUGUAAGAUUAAAGUCCUCUAAAAGGUCACGAUCCCCGUCUCCUUGCAACAGAAUAUGGAGGUCAAGAUCACGGUCUCCUUCCCGUUCACACAAAAAAUCAAAGAAGAGCAAGCACUGACUACCAGAAACAGAAAUGUGAUGUAAAUAAAUUGCUUUUUUAUUGUUUUAGUCAACCAGAAUCAGUCUUUUUCUUUCAUGUACAUAUAUUAUUUGACUGUCAUUCUCUAUGAAGAAAAAAAAUCUUUUUCAGACUUUAAUUAACAAAAUCAAAACUUUUUUGAAAAUGUUUCAGUGGCUUAUUUUUUGAUUUUUUUUUUUUCCGGAUUAGUCCUUUCGGUCCUCCCAAAUUCCUGGUCGUCUUUUUUUUUUUUGGUCCAAUACAUUGUCAACUUUAAUUAUGCCUUUCUCAUGAUUUACACAGAUAUACGGACCUUUUAAUUUAUUUUGUUGAUGGCUUUUGUACAGGGAAACAAUUUUUGUAAUAUUUUCCUUAUGUUUCUUAUUAUUGAAGAAACAACUGUCUUGGGCCUGCAUUGUUAAGUUUUGGGUUACUUAAUGUUUCUUAAGAAACGGUUACAUUGAAAACUCAAUCAAGUCUGUUUUUAUUUCCUGCUCCUCUCUUAACUCACUGAUAUUUUAUUUGCCAUUGUGUUUUGGUAAAUAAAGGUUUUCACUUGUCA